Centrocercus urophasianus (Greater sage-grouse) is the source of this 1260-nucleotide messenger RNA. RefSeq names its product docking protein 6 (gene DOK6). Gene Ontology annotation, cellular component: cytoplasm. NCBI's taxonomy places the organism in Eukaryota, Metazoa, Chordata, Aves, Galliformes, Phasianidae. The record is from RefSeq and is a predicted model, not a curated record. The transcript has 8 exons. Gene Ontology annotation, biological process: positive regulation of MAPK cascade; cell surface receptor protein tyrosine kinase signaling pathway. Bases 60 to 1055 code for a protein of 331 amino acids.
GGCGGCAGAGGAGGAGGAGGACUCCGGGCGCGGAGGGGAGGAAGCAGACAGCGCUGGCCAUGGCCUCCAACUUUAACGAUAUAGUCAAGCAGGGCUACGUGAAAAUUCGCAGCAGAAAGCUGGGGAUUUUCAGGCGAUGUUGGUUGGUUUUCAAGAAGGCUUCCAGUAAAGGACCCAGGAGGCUAGAAAAGUUUCCAGAUGAGAAAGCAGCAUAUUUCAGGAACUUCCACAAGGUAACUGAGCUGCACAAUAUCAAAAACAUAACUAGAUUGCCUCGAGAGACAAAGAAGCAUGCAGUGGCAAUUAUCUUUCAUGAUGAGACGUCAAAGACAUUUGCGUGUGAGUCAGAACUAGAGGCAGAAGAAUGGUGCAAACAUCUUUGCAUGGAGUGUCUAGGAACCAGGCUUAAUGAUAUAAGUCUUGGAGAACCAGAUUUGCUUGCUGCUGGAGUCCAGAGAGAACAAAAUGAGCGAUUCAAUGUAUAUCUUAUGCCUACACCAAAUUUAGAUAUCUAUGGGGAAUGUACAAUGCAGAUCACACAUGAAAACAUCUAUCUCUGGGACAUCCACAAUGCCAAGGUCAAGCUGGUCAUGUGGCCUCUGAGUUCUUUGAGGAGAUAUGGACGGGACUCAACAUGGUUCACGUUUGAAUCUGGAAGGAUGUGUGACACAGGAGAAGGGCUGUUCACCUUUCAGACACGAGAAGGAGAAAUGAUAUAUCAGAAAGUCCAUUCUGCAACACUGGCAAUAGCAGAGCAACAUGAAAGAUUAAUGAUGGAGAUGGAGCAGAAAGCACGGCUCCAGACCAGUCUAUCUGAACCAAUGACAUUAUCCAAGUCGAUCUCACUUCCUCGUAGUGCGUACUGGCAUCAUAUCACCCGGCAGAACAGCGUUGGAGAAAUCUACAGUUUUCAAGGUCAUAGCCUGGGCGCAACGAAGGUGUCCCGGGCACAGACGUUUCCCAGCUACCCCUCGGAGCAGGGUGAGGAGCACCAGCAGUCCCUCUCACUGGCCAGCAGCUACACCUUCAGCUACGGCUCAGGCCUCGUGCAAUGACAGCCGGGGGCGGCCGGCCGAGAGAGACAGUCAAGCCUGGAGCCUGUUGCCAGGGCCAGGGAAGAGCGUGCACCCUCCACACCCACAAUUGCCAUGAAAACUGAGGCCUACCAGCUCCAGCCCGGCCACCAUGAAGAUGGGAACCUGGAGAGGCAGCUUCCCUGAAGCAGAGGCUAAGUCUUUAUUUAUUUGUUUUGCCAUUCCU